This is a messenger RNA of Aspergillus mulundensis, 1716 nucleotides long. Its product is annotated as sphinganine-1-phosphate aldolase DPL1. The record is from RefSeq and is a predicted model, not a curated record. The transcript has 4 exons. Gene Ontology annotation, biological process: sphingolipid catabolic process; carboxylic acid metabolic process. Gene Ontology annotation, molecular function: pyridoxal phosphate binding; sphinganine-1-phosphate aldolase activity. Lineage: Eukaryota; Fungi; Ascomycota; Eurotiomycetes; Eurotiales; Aspergillaceae. Gene Ontology annotation, cellular component: endoplasmic reticulum. Bases 1 to 1716 code for a protein of 571 amino acids.
AUGGCAUCGUCCGUUGUGCCAGUCGCCUUGCAGAACAAACUGCUUGGCUACGGCAAAGCGCCCGGCGCCCAGCUGGCCCUGAACCUUGAUCUCUUUCGCAAUAUUGUAUUCGUCUUAUUCCUAUUCCGCUAUGUUCGAAAGACGUUUUACUCUUUGCGAGGCUACGGUAUCUUCGGCAGCAUCCGCAAUGUCUACCUGGCGAUUCGUUUAUUCCUCUUCUCUAUCUUUCUGCGCUUCCCCGGAGUUCGUGGACAGGUCGACAAACAAGUUACGACCGCGAUUGAGGGUCUUGAAUCGAAGCUCGUGGCAAGCGGUCCCGGGGUUACACGAUACUUGACUUUGCCAAAGGAAGGAUGGACUCCCGAGCAGAUUCGUGCCGAGCUUGAUAAGCUUGGGAAUAUGGAGCAUACUAGAUGGGAGGAUGGUCGCGUUAGCGGUGCUGUGUACCAUGGUGGAAAAGACCUGCUCAAAAUCCAGGCCGAGGCCUUCGAACAAUUCGGUGUCGCCAACCCUAUCCACCCUGAUGUUUUCCCUGGUGUUCGGAAGAUGGAAGCCGAAGUUGUUGCGAUGGUCCUCGCAAUGUUUCACGGCCCUUCUGAUGGUGCUGGAGUAACGACCAGCGGCGGUACUGAAUCCAUUCUCAUGGCUUGUUUGGCCGCACGUAACAAGGCGCGCGCUGAACAAGGCGUGACUGAACCCGAAAUGAUUAUUCCCGACACUGCCCAUGCUGCGUUCAUUAAGGCCUCCAGUUACUUUGGUAUUAAGCUACACCGCGUUCCAUGCUCAGCACCGGAGCACAAGGUAGACAUUGCUAAGGUGCGGCGACUGAUUAACUCGAACACCGUCCUGCUUGUUGGCUCCGCUCCAAACUUCCCCCACGGUAUCGUUGACGACAUCCCCGCUCUAUCCCGACUUGCCGUCCAUUACAAAAUCCCUCUUCACGUCGACUGCUGUUUGGGCUCGUUUGUUAUUGCACUCUUGAAGAAAGCUGGCUUUCCAUCGCCUUAUGAAGAAGAGGGCGGCUUCGAUUUCCGCCAACCAGGCGUGACCAGCAUUAGUGUCGACACCCAUAAGUACGGGUUUGCGCCCAAAGGUAAUUCGGUCCUUUUGUACCGCAACAAGUCGUACCGCAGCCACCAAUACUUCAUUUACCCCGACUGGUCUGGCGGUGUCUAUGCGUCUCCUUCCGUCGCUGGGUCACGGCCAGGUGCGCUAAUCGCGGGCUGCUGGGCUAGUCUCAUGAGCGUGGGCGAAUCUGGCUAUAUCAAGAGCUGUCUAGAUAUUGUCAAUGCCGCGAAGAAGUUCGAGUCAGCUAUCAACGAGCACGAACGCCUCUCUCCUAGCCUACAGAUCGUCGGACAACCUAUGGUCAGUGUUAUAGCAUUCGAGAGCAAGAAUGAGGCCAUUGACAUUUACGACAUUGCCGAUGACCUGUCGGCGAAGGGCUGGCAUUUAAAUGCUUUGCAAACUCCACCCGCGAUGCAUGUCGCUUUCACUAUUCCAACCGCUGCUGCUGUUGAAACGCUUAUUUCUGACCUAGUCGCGGUUGUCGAGAAGGAAUUGGAAAAGGCUGAGGAGCGGAAGCGACAAGGCAAAUCGUAUGUCGUCAAACGCGGCGACACUUCUGCCCUGUAUGGCGUGGCUGGAAGUAUGCCGGAUAAGAGCAUCGUCAGCCGCCUCGCAGAAGGCUUCCUAGACACACUGUACAAAGCUUAG